AUGUGGAGAACCAAUUGCCCUGUGAAGUGGUUUCCUGUAUCUCAAGACUAUUCCAGGCCAGGAGACCUCAUAGUUGGUGGGAAUUUGCCACUUGGCACUUACUAUACUGAUAAGAGAGAAGACUUCCAUAGUUUACAGCCAACACAGUUCUCCACUUCCCCAUCGACAGUGAUCAAGGACUACCAGCACUUCCUGGCCUUUGCAUUCGCCAUCACUGAGGUCAACAAGGAUCUGACUCUCCUUCCAAACACAACCCUUGGUUUUCGCAUCUAUCAGCACUUGGGGAUUGCCCGUGUAAUGCAUGCAAACAGCCUCUCUCUGCUUUCCACUCGGGGGCGAAUGAUUCCCAACUAUAAAUGUGACAGACGAAAUAAUCUGCUCUCUGUUAUAGGAGGUCUCGACUCCCAAUCCUCAAGGGAGAUCGCAUACUUAAUGGGUAUCUACAAGAUCCCACAGCUUGGUUAUGACUUGUUCAACCUUGUUCAGGGAGAGAAAAAUGCAUUUCCUUCCUUCUACCAGAUUGAUCCCAUUGAAAGUGCUCAGUAUGUGGGCUUAGUCCAGCUGCUCCUGCAUUUCUACUGGAACUGGAUUGGGCUGAUUGUUCACCAUGAUGACAAUGGUGAACAUUUCAUCCAGACACUGACACCAAUGCUCAAGCAGAAGGACAUCUGUGUGGCCUUCACCGAAAUGUUCAUGUCAGUGGGCAGGCUCCAUCAGCAACGAGUUAAUAGUGGUUCUAUUCCUAAUUCUUGGUUUGAGCCCCAAGUGAUGAUUGCCUUUGCGGACAGUGGUGUUAUGCUGCAAUUAGCAAAUUUGUUGCAUAAUCAUAAAAAAAAGACCAAGAUCCCAUUUAGGAAGGUUUGGAUCAUGACAUCCCACUGGGACAUUCGGGCAAUGGGUUACCCCCAUGCCUUCCAGGAACUAAAAAUGCUUCAUGGUGCUUUGCACUUCAGAGUCCACAGAAGGGAUGUGCCAGAAUUCAAACAUUUUCUCCGGGCUUUAGAUCCACUCAGACCACAAGGAGACAUCUAUCUCCGUCGUUGGUGGGAAUGGACAUUUGAAUGUUAUUUUCGGAACUCAGGCCAAGCCUCUCCAUGGGGAAACAGAAAGUGUACUGGAAAGGAGAAAGUGGAGUUGCUGACAGGUGGCUGGUUUGACAUGAGCAUGUCCAGUCGCAGCUACAGUGUCUACAAUGGAAUUUAUUCUGUGGCCCAUGCCUUACAUGCUGUAUCUGGAGCCAAGCGUGCAAUGACUGGGGAAGGCAAGAGGCUUCUGGAUAUUGAGCCAUGGCAGAUUCUAUCAUCUUUGAGAAACAUCCGGUUUAACAACAGUGCUGGAGAGGAAGUCUCUUUCACUGAAAAUGGCAAGAGAUAUAAUAUACUGAACUGGAUCUUCUUCCCAAAUACAUCUUUUUAUCCUGUGACUGUUGGAGAAAUGGAUUCAGGGGUCCCCCCAGGCCAAGACUUUACAAUUCACCCCGAUGUGAUUGUGUGGGCUACAGAGGUGGGUCUGGAGUGGACUUCCCAGGGCAAGGAUGCACAACACUGUGCCCUGUGCUUAGAAGAUCAAUAUCCAAACAAGAACCAAGACCAGUGUAUCCCCAAGAAGGUCCACUUCCUUUCCUACCAAGAGACACUGGGGUCUGUUUUAGUUUCUUUAGCCCUUUUCCUUUCUCUGAUCACAUCUGUAGUCCUGACAACCUUCAUUAAACACCGUGACACACCACUUGUCAAAGCAAAUAACCGAGACAUCACCUACAUUCUCCUCAUCUCCCUCCUGUUCUGCUUCCUCUGUUCACUCUUGUUCAUUGGCCGACCCACGAAGGUCACCUGUCUUCUGCGCCAAGCUGCUUUUAGCAUCAUCUUCUCUGUUGCAGUAUCUUCUGUUUUGGCAAAAACUGUCACUGUGGUUCUGGCCUUCAUGGCCACGAAACCAGGAAACAUGGCAAGAAAACUCUUGGGGAGACCAUUCACAAACUCCAUUGUCCUGGCCUGUCCCCUCAUCCAAGGUAUUCUUUGUGCUGUCUGGCUGGUGAACUCUCCUCCCUUCCCAAACUUGGACUUUCAUUCCCUGCCUGGAGAGAUCAUAGUGGAAUGCAAUGAAGGUUCCAUCACUAUGUUUUACAUUGUCCUGGGGUACAUUGGUUUCCUGGCCCUCAUUAGCUUCAUAGUGGCUUUCCAUGCAAGGAAAUUGCCUGACAGCUUUAAUGAAGCCAAGUUUAUCACUUUCAGCAUGCUGGUGUUUUGCAGCGUUUGGGUCUCUUUUGUGCCAACCUACCUGAGCACCAAGGGGAAGUCCAUGGUAGCUGUGGAGAUCUUCUCCAUCUUGGCCUCUGGGGCUGGUCUCCUGGGUUGCAUCUUUCUCCACAAAUGCUACAUUAUUGUUUUGAGGCCCAAUCUCAAUUGCCUUUGUGAUGCGGGAGUGACAUCAGGAAGAGAGUCCAGCUUGGGCCCAGAUCAGUUGGCAGAUAUUAUGGGCCUCUUGUUAGGAAGGAGCAGCCCUCUGUCUCCUGGAAUGGAUGAACCAAGGAUGAACCCUUCUAGCAUCUCUCUCCGGGAGGCUGAAGCCAUCUCCCCUGGUGGAAGCACCAACACCCAGGGACAGUCUCAGCUGGACUCUCUUGGAGGUUCUUCCUGCAGCCCUCCAGAGCCCCAGGAUCUCUCUGCUCCCCACAUCUCACCAGCCGCACCAACGGGCACAGGAGUACGUGAUGGAAAUGAGGACACAGGGAGCUUGGAGAAACCAGGAGCUGCUGAGCAGGUGCCCUCCGCCUUGCCUCUGCCACAGGGAUGCCAACCAUCAUCCCAGGAGGGGGCACAUGAGCCCUACCCUGGAGAAAACUUCCUGCCUCCUGGGAAUGGAAAUGAGAUUACAGAGCAAACGGAGCCCCCCUCCCAGGAAUCAGCAUCGAAACUAGCGAUGGGAGAGCUCACCAACCCCACAAUCAUCAAGACAUCCCAGGAGCAGGAUGAUGUCCAAACCCCAGCAAAGGACAGAGGAGUUGAAAACAGGCCAGAGGAACAACUGCCAGAUGCCACCCACUCUGCCGGUGCCCAGGAAGACCCACCCCAUCACUUGUUCCCAAUAGUCAUUGUGAGAGAGAGGGCUGAACAGUUUAAGAAGACCCACGAACAGAAAUGGAGGCUGCUGGAGAGGGUGAAGCUGGGCGAAAGGGUACCUUCCCCAGAGCCCUGCAGCGGGGCCAGGAACAGCAGUGCCCCUGGAGACCCAGGCACCCUGGCCCUCAGCAGGGGAGGGAUGACCAAGGAGAGUCCAGGGAGGACCCAAAUCCAGGCUGCCGCCGCCUCCUCUGCCCAACAGGGAAAGAAACGUUUCAAGUUUUCCUUGCCAUCGUCCUUCAGGCAGGCCUGGGCCCGGAUCUGCAGCUGCAAAAAGAAACUCAAUGUUUGUGCCUCAUGCAAAAUCCACCCCUUGCCUAAUCCACAUUAA
Elgaria multicarinata webbii is the source of this 3450-nucleotide messenger RNA. Its product is annotated as vomeronasal type-2 receptor 26-like. Lineage: Eukaryota; Metazoa; Chordata; Lepidosauria; Squamata; Anguidae. The coding region runs from base 1 to 3450 and encodes 1149 amino acids. Gene Ontology annotation, biological process: G protein-coupled receptor signaling pathway. Gene Ontology annotation, molecular function: G protein-coupled receptor activity. Gene Ontology annotation, cellular component: plasma membrane. The transcript has 7 exons. The record is from RefSeq and is a predicted model, not a curated record.